GGAGAGCAAAGGAACCAUGCAGUCUUCAGUAAGAUUGGUGGCCGCGUUGGUCCUACUCACAUCUGCAGUCGCGAGUGCCUAUCACAACAGCGCGAAAUUGCGCCGUGAUGGAGUUCUCAACUUGUAUCCAUUCCCAAGAGUUGGCAGAGCUGGAAGACACACCUGGCAAGUUCCACACAACGAGUUGUACUUAGAAUACGAACCAAUAGAGAAGCGACAGUUAUAUGCUUUCCCGCGAGUUGGACGCAGUGACUUAUCACUGUUCCGGGAGCCCGUCGUAGAACCGCUGCAUGUUCGCCGCUCAGACACCAAUGGAAUGUGGUUUGGACCUCGCGUGGGACGGUCUUUUAAGAGCGAAGAUGAUGAUAUCACGAUCCCAAAUGAAAGCAGUGACCGCAGUGAGCCCGAACAAAUGGAGCCGAUGCACGAGGAAAGGGAGAAAAGGCAAACCAGGCAAAACUGAACCACUUACUUCAAAUAAUACAGCUGCAAUUCCACGUACCUUGUACUUUCUCAAUAAAAGUUCAGUAAUGUUAAGUAUUAAGUAAAAUACAUAUAAUCGUUCAAAAAUCUGGUACUUAAUACUAGACAUAAAGUUACACCUGCCCAUUUCUAUAAUUAUGAUAUUUUGUCAACAGUAUUCUUUCCAAAAACUUGUUAAUUAUAUUGUAAAUGGUACUAAAUUGAUAAUGCGUUAUAAAUGUAUUGCGUGUAAUAAAUUAUUAUAAAUAAUUAUUGAAACAUUUGUUACUUAUUAAGAUAUUUAUUGUUAUCGUAAAUUGCC
Molecule: messenger RNA, 784 nt
Organism: Achroia grisella
Lineage: Eukaryota; Metazoa; Arthropoda; Insecta; Lepidoptera; Pyralidae
Gene: CAPA
Product: CAPA peptides-like
Exons: 5
Coding region: 17-463 (148 amino acids)
Source: RefSeq, a predicted model, not a curated record